This is a messenger RNA of Adineta steineri, 1251 nucleotides long. The record is from the annotation of a GenBank genome assembly. NCBI's taxonomy places the organism in Eukaryota, Metazoa, Rotifera, Eurotatoria, Adinetida, Adinetidae.
AUGGCAGGACGCACAGCAACGAAACGCAAAGCUGCAACAGACGCUGAUACUGAAAUAAAACGUUCCAAAGGUGAAACAAAUCUAUAUAAUUUAAAAUGGUAUGAACAAGGUGAACCAUUAUCUAAAGGUUUUGUUCCAUUAGUUUAUCUCUAUGAUGAUAAAUUACCUGGUUGUUCGAAAGUUGCUGCAUUUGAUAUGGAUUCAACAUUGAUUAAUGUUAAAUCUGGAGCAAAAUUUGCUAAAAAUCAUGCAGACUGGGUAUGGUGGCAUGAAACCGUUCCAAAAAAACUUAAAGAACUACAUGAAAAUGGUUAUCGUUUGAUAAUAUUUACUAAUCAAGGUGGUAUUGAAAAACUACAUACAAAAUUAGAUGAUAUUAAACGUAAAUGUGAAAAAUUAAUUGACGAAACCGGUGCACCUAUCUAUGUAUUUAUUGCAACUGGUGAAAAUCAUUUUCGUAAACCAGCAACAUCAAUGUUUGAUUAUUUUGUUGAAAAUUGUAAUCAAAAUAUUGAAAUUGAUAAAAAAAAUAGUUUUUAUUGUGGUGAUGCUGCUGGUCGUAUAGCUAAUUGGAAACCAGGAGUGAAAAAAGAUUUCUCAUGUGCUGAUAGAAAAUAUGCUAAUAAUAUUGGUUUACCAUUUAAAACACCAGAAGAAUGUUUUCUUGAUGAAGCAGCAACAACAAAAUAUCAGUGGGGUUCAAUUAAUCCACGAGAAUUUAUUAGUAAAUUACCUAAAGGCGAUUCAAAUCAAACUUACCAUAAAAAUACACAAGAAGUUGUAAUAUUACAAGGUCCACCUGCAUCAGGAAAAAGUACAUUUGCUCGUCGGUAUUUCAAACCUCAUAAUUACGAAUUAAUUAAUCGUGAUACACUUCAAACAGCAGCUAAAUGUCUUAAAGCAUCAAAAGAUGCUUUAAAUAAUGGUAAAAGUAUUGUUGUUGAUAAUACAAAUCCAGGUGCUGAUACUCGAGCAGAUUAUAUUGCUCUAGCUAAAUCACAUAAAAUACCAUGUCGUUGUUUUAUUCUUAAUACACCAACAGAAUUAUGCCAUCAUUUAAAUUAUGUCCGUGUUCAUCAAACAUCUGGUGAUGUUCGUCGAAUACCAGAUGUUGGAUAUAAUAUGUAUAAGAAAAAUUAUGUUGCACCAAAAGCAAGUGAUGGUUUAGAUGAAAUUACAACGAUUGAUUUUGUACCAAAAUUUGAUUCGGAAACCCACGAAAAAAUCUUUCAUUAUUAUACAGAAUCUUAA